Messenger RNA from Hippocampus comes (tiger tail seahorse), 349 nucleotides. Its product is annotated as protein enabled homolog. Bases 107 to 349 code for a protein of 80 amino acids. NCBI's taxonomy places the organism in Eukaryota, Metazoa, Chordata, Actinopteri, Syngnathiformes, Syngnathidae. The record is from RefSeq and is a predicted model, not a curated record. The transcript is spliced from 4 exons.
CGAUGCAGGGGCGGCUCUGGCAGCAGCCUUGUUAGGGUCAACUGGGGCCGCGGGGGCCAAAUCGGACUCCAGAGGCAACGGCCCUCUACCCGGAGGAGGCGGGCUCAUGGAGGAGAUGAGCGCCUUAUUGGCAAGAAGAAGAAGAAUUGCUGAGAAGGGCUCUUCACCCGAACCCGAUCAGAAAUCAGAGGAGAAUGAGAUAACAACGACCCCCAAAGUGUCAGCAUGUAGCACACCAGACAUGCCUAGGAAGCCAUGGGAAAGAACAAACAACAAUACUAUGAAUGGUAGCAAGUCACCAGUUAUAGGAAGGUACUGUAUCUUUCCCGGCACUCACUUGAUGCAAUAA